Messenger RNA from Acanthoscelides obtectus, 1659 nucleotides. Lineage: Eukaryota; Metazoa; Arthropoda; Insecta; Coleoptera; Chrysomelidae. The record is from the annotation of a GenBank genome assembly.
AUUUUUUAAUUCACCGGUUGAGCAACCGGUGCCACCGGUGGACCAGAGAUCUGUCCUUUCAAUUCAACCGGUUGCUGCCAUCACCAUACAAAGCUGUCAACAGUGUCAACCAUAAGCAUCAGUGGUGGAAUCAACCGGUGAAUUAAAGAAUAUACCUGUAUUAACAUUAACAGUAUAGUUGUUCUGUGCGUUAACAGGUUAACACAGUUGUUUUUCUUUUUGUUUUCUCUGUAAAAACAGAAAAUAAUGGAAUCGGAAAAUCACUUGGACGUUAAACAAUUUGACGUCGCCCAAAUAACCCAUGAACUUGUUAUUAAAAGUGAAAAGGACGAAGUCUUUGAGAUACACAAAGAACUAGAGAUAGAAAGUGAUCUCAAUAAAAACUCUGAAGCCACUCAAAUAAUCCAUGGAUCAAAUGACAAAGCAAAUGACUAUAAUUAUUCCAAGCCUUGGAUAAAAUGUGAAGCUGUUGAAGAAUUGAAGUUGGAAAACAGCUUGGACACCGACGGAAUUACAGAAAUUACUGAGGAAUGCGUCAUUAAAGAUGAGAAUGCUCAUUUUGUGAAAGAAGGAGUAAGCCAUAAGCUCCAUACGUGUACUCACUGCAAUGAGUCAUUCAGAAAGAAGAGCAGUUUAGAUGGUCAUAUAUUUAAGAAACAUCCAGAGUUUGAAUCUAGCUUUAAAUUUAACGUAUGUUUUUGCUGCAACAGCGCAUUCAAGACUAAGCAAGGUUUAGAUGAUCAUAUAAUUAACAAGCAUCCCGAGUAUAUUGCGUUCGUUUCAAGCGAAACAUAUGAAUGUAGUCAUUGUGUAUUCAGAACUACCAUAAAAAGGCAUUUAACCAAACAUAUGAAGAAGCAUCCGGGGAAUGAAGGUGGCUGUGUACGAAAAACGUGUAUUCACUGUAAAGCCACAUUCAAAAAUAAGAAUACUUUAGAUAAUCAUAUAAUUGGAAAACAUCCCGAGGAUAUUGCAUCAGUAUCGAGUAAAAUUCAUAAAUGCAAAUUUUGUGCAUUUAAAACCACCCGUACAGAUCGUUUAGCAAAACAUAUCAAGAAACAUCCUGAAGCGGAAGGUGAUUGUAAACGAAACACGUGUCUUCACUGUAACUGUACAUUCAAAAAUCGGAUAGGUUUAUAUGAUCAUAUUAUUGAGAAGCAUCCCGAGUAUAGCGCAUCAGUUUCGAAUAGAAUACAAAAAUGUAAACAUUGCAGAUACAAAACUGCCUCCAAAAAAUAUUUAGUUAGUCAUAUCGCAAAGAAUCACGGCGCCAAUGCUGGAUGUCGGCUAAAAACCUGUAUUCACUGCAGCUCUACAUUCAAACAUCAGAUAAGCUUGGACGAUCAUAUAGUCAAGAAGCAUCCUGAGCAUAUUGCAUCAGCCUCAAGCAAAAUACACGAAUGUAAACCUUGCACGUACAAAACUACGCUCAAGGGUCAGUUGACCACGCAUAUGCAUAAACAUAUUGACGCAGAAAGGGGAGAUAAACUCAGUAUAUUCAAUGCAAGCAGGUGAUUUUAGGUAAACAAAUAAUUAGAAUAGUAUUGUAUCCAGGGUUAUCCAAAUUAAGUGUCCACCAUUAGUAACUUUGUUAUUAGUGAAAAUACAAAGUUGUUUGAAUUAGCAAACUAGUAGCAUUUUUAACGCUGGUAAAAAUGA